AUGAACACUCAAAAGGUGCAGAAAAAUCCGUGUGAUAUGAAAACAGAUCUGAACUUACUGCUUGAAUGCCUUAAAUAUCAGAUGGACUGCCCUCUGUCUCAGAAAGAGGCUUUGAUCACUAUCUAUUCCAUUUGCCAACAAAACAGUGAAGCAAGCGAAUACUUUCGAGAAAUUGGUGGUUUGAUGUUUAUAAAUGACCUUGCCAAGUCGAGUGUUCAUUGCAUCGUAAAGGAAGCAGCUUUAUUUACAUUGGGGGUUAUUAUAGAGAGUAAUGUAUAUUGUCAACAGACUUUGUGUACUUCCGCAUUAUUUGAAGACCUCAUUUUGUUUUUAAUUACAAAGGAUUCUGGUGUGAACUUGAAAAGAAUGUCUGUUUAUGUCAUCUUAGUACUGGUUUCAAAUAAUAAAAAUGGGCAAACCUAUGUCAGAGAUACAGGCUGCAUCAGCCUGUUGCUGCAGUUAUUCAGAACAACUCUCUCCACCUCUGAGAAGAAUGUGUCAGAUGAAAACACGGAUCCCUGCUAUCAGCUCUGGUCCUCAGUGUGCAGCACUCUCUGUGCCUGUGUCAACAACCCCCAGAAUGAAGAUAAUCAAAACAUUUGCUGUUCAGUUUUUCCCUAUGCCAAAGAGUGGCUGGAGAGCUGCACAGAGCCUGGGAUAGUUCGUCCCAUUUGUUCAUUUCUUGGUCUCACAGUUGCAAAUAACCCAUAUGUGCAGAAAUAUUUUGUUUCUAUUGGAGGAUUGGAUACAUUAGCCAAAGUUCUUCUUGAGCUUCUGCGUGAUUCCUGUUUGAGUCUCUCCAGCAUGAAACUUGCAGUGGUAGUAACAAAGACAAUGGAUGCCUGCAUUGCUAAUAACUCUGCUAUGGGUGUUGUCUUGGCAAAGUAUCACACUGUGUCAGAGCUGCUGAAGCUGCUGUCCAAUGAGACACUGAGCACAGAAGAAAAAGUCAGUAUUAUUCUAACAAUUGGACACUGUACUGAAGUUUGUGAAGAAAACCAGUGUGAGCUGCUUCAGAACAAUGGUCUGCCACUUAUGAUUCAGGUAUUGACAGAAUCUCAGGACGAGGAACUCAUAAAAACUGCUACUUUUGUGCUGCAGAACUGCAAACAAAUGACUGAACAGCUGUCUCUGAAAUUAUAUGAUAACUCAUUAACUGUGAACAGUGCAGAAGAAUUGGAUGUGCAAGUCAGAAAAAGUUGUCUACAAGACUACUGGAAGAAAGCAAAAGAAAUUUUACACAGAAUAAAUUCCUUUGAAAAAGAGCAUGAUGAGAAAGGAGUGCAAGGAGAAACAUUUGUAGACAAAUCUUCAGUAGCCAAUUCAGAAGUAUUAAAAUCCCAUGGAGUGAAUCCUGCUGAUCCAAAGAAGUACACAAAAAGAACACAGAAAGAUGUCUGUUGUCCACAGUUGACCUCAAAGUUGAAUAAUGAGGUUCUUGCUCCAUCUCUAACUUCUGCUCCACAAAAAAAUGAAACAGGGAACACUAUGGAUGCAGCUUCUACCAGACAAACUGAACAGAGGAACAUUCCAUGUCCAGUCACUGACCUGCAAACAGACAGUGUACCUAAAAGUCACAGUAUAAAUGGAGAAACUGCUUGUGGAAAAAAUCAGUCUGGUCUUCAGGCAGGUGAGCAGUUAUGUAAACAACCAGCAGAGACUGUUAGAAAUAUGAAACAGACAUGCACAUCAGAUCAGCAUUUAUUCAGCUCAGAGAAAACUGAGAGUGUCAAAAGUAUUUCAGCAACAUCUUCAUCCCAUAAAAUGGCAGAUUUAAGGUGUUCAGGUUGCACAGCAGGACUGUCCUUGAACAGUAAAACCUUCACCAAGAUGUUGCAGAGUUGCCUGCACAGGUGUGAGCAGCACAGAGUCAUCCUGGAGGCUGAAGAAAGAUACCGAGGGGAGCUCCGCAAGAUAGCUGCUGCUAACAGCACCACAUCUGCAGCUCACCAGAGUAUCCUUUUGACUCCAAAUAGAAAAGACAAAUCUAAUAUUUCAAAGAGAGAUGAACAUAGUAGAAAUAUGAGGUGGACUAGCAACUAUAACUUGACACCUGUAUAUGAAAAGUCUUUACGAAAAACCCAAGAUGCUAACAUGAAGAGACAGAGAGACAAAGAGAUGUGCAGCCAGAAAUGUCAGAACUUAAAAGAAAACUGCACACAUUCACUUGACAAAGAUGAGGGCAAUGAAAUGUGUUCCCUGGCCAUGAGCAUGACACCUUUGAAAAAGAGAAGAGCCCGAAAAGAUUUCACAACUGAAGAAAUCAACUGCCUUUUGAAAGGAGUACAAAAAAUGGGCAACCACUGGAAUUUGAUUUUGUGGUCUUACCCUUUCCAGAAAGGACGGACAAGUGUUGAUCUUUCCAAGAAGUACUACAGGUUACAGAUGCAGGUACUCACCACUGAAUUUUCUACUGAUGGCAAAUGCUGUGAGCUCAGUUUUCAUUGUUAG
Messenger RNA from Sturnus vulgaris (Common starling), 2451 nucleotides. The record is from RefSeq and is a predicted model, not a curated record. Lineage: Eukaryota; Metazoa; Chordata; Aves; Passeriformes; Sturnidae.